Molecule: messenger RNA, 1822 nt
Organism: Nematolebias whitei (Rio pearlfish)
Lineage: Eukaryota; Metazoa; Chordata; Actinopteri; Cyprinodontiformes; Rivulidae
Gene: dnajc21
Product: DnaJ heat shock protein family (Hsp40) member C21
Exons: 12
Coding region: 59-1660 (533 amino acids)
Cellular component (GO): cytoplasm
Molecular function (GO): zinc ion binding; nucleic acid binding
Source: RefSeq, a predicted model, not a curated record
UGUCGUGUGGGAAAACGUGAGUACUUCUGUUUAAUCCUAGUGCCCGGUCAAGAAGGCAAUGAAGUGCCACUAUGAAGCGUUAGGCGUGAAACGAGACGCUGGGGACGAUGAUCUGAAGAAAGCUUAUAGGAAACUAGCUUUGAAAUGGCACCCAGAUAAAAACUUGGAAAGCGCUGAGGAGGCAGCGGAGCAGUUCAAGCUGAUUCAAGCAGCUUAUGACGUCCUGAGCGAUCCACAGGAGAGAGCCUGGUAUGACAAUCACAGGGAGGCUCUGCUGAAAGGAGGGCUGAGUGGGGAUUAUGAAGACGACAGCAUUGACCUGCUGCAGUUUUUCACAGUCACCUGUUACUCUGGAUACGGCGAUGACGAGAAGGGCUUUUACACAGUUUACAGGAACCUCUUCGAGUCCAUUGUUAAGGAGGAGAUGGAGCACAGCAGGAUGGACGAUGAGGAAGAGGAAGAGGAGUUUCCUCCCUUUGGAGACUCUCAGAGUGAUUACGAUACGGUAGUGCACGAGUUUUACGCCCACUGGCAGAGCUUCUGCACUCGCAAAAACUUUGCUUGGAAGGAGGAAUAUGACACGAGACAAGCCUCCAACCGUUGGGAGAAAAGGGCCAUGGAGAAGGAGAACAAGAAGACCAGAGACAAGGCUCGAAAAGAGCGCAACGAGCUUGUGCGCCAGUUGGCGGCUUUCGUUCGUAAGCGCGACCGCCGCGUGCAGGCCCACAGGAAGCUGGUGGAGGAGCAGAACGCCGAGAAGGUCAAGAAGACCGAGGAGAUUAGACGGCAGCAGAAGCUCAAACAGGCCAAACUGGCAGAGGAGUACCAAGAGCAGAGCUGGGCAGCCAUGUCUGAGCUAGAGAAGGAGCUGCAGCAGAUCGAAGCUCAGUACGGAGAGGAGUUCGGAGAUGCAACUGAGAGUGAGGAAGACGAGGUGGAAAUGGAUGCACAGGAGCGAAACAGUGAAGAUGGAGGCACAGAGCAGCCUGACGACCUGAUUGAGUGUUAUGAUGAUCUCUACUGCCCAGCUUGUGAUAAAUCCUUCAAAUCAGAUAAAGCUAUGAAAAACCAUGAAAAGUCCAAAAAGCACCGAGAGAUGGUGGUGUUGCUACGGCAACAGCUGGAAGAAGAGGAGGACUCGCUUGGUUUGAGCGUGGAUGGAAAGAAUGGGGAGAAUGUACAUGAAGGGCUGGAGGAUGAUGAAGAAGAGGAGGAUGAAGAAAAGCCAAGGCAAAAGUUGUCCAAAAAGCAAAAAAGAAAAAAGAAGCAGCAAAAAGUAGCACAACAAAGUGUUGCUGAGGAGGAGGAGGACAAACCAACACAAACCACCUGCGACGAAGACCAUCUUCAUGAAAAAUCUGAAGACCCCACAGGGCCCGAGAAUCAGGAGGACGUUCCUCCUGCAGAAGUCAAAGGCUCCGGGAAGACCAAAGGAAAAAAGGGAGGAGGAAAAGACAAAUCAAAGAACGUCAAGUCCCACACUGAACAGUUUCCUGAGAAGGAAGCGAGCCUCUGCUGUAAUACCUGUAACAACGAGUUCCCCACAAGGAACAAGCUGUUUGACCAUCUGAAGACCAGCGGCCACGCCAGCGCACUGCCUGCGAGCGCGCCUCACAGCUCCACGAGCAAAAGCAAAAAAGAGAAGAAGAAGAACAGAUAACACCUUCCCUCCUGGACUGGAGGAGUUUGACUGAGCAGGAACACCAUCAACUUCAAGAAUCUCACGGGGGAUGUUUUUAAAAGAAAAGCUUUCGAAGCUAGACUGAAGGAGGACGGCUUAAUAAAAUGUUCAACCACAGUCACAGUGAGGUUAUCAAGAGAG